GUCAGCAGAGCCCCGCCCUCGACCGCUCUUGGCCUGGACGGCGCUGCUCGGGCUUCCCCCGUCCCCCAGAGCGGCAUGGGCUGCUCCAACGGCCUCUCGCCUCGGCUCCCGAGAUGGUGCUCCUGAGCGCGCUGGGCCCGGGGGUGGCGCGGCUCCUCUUCUACCCGACGCUUCUGUACACGCUCGUGCGGGAGCGGCUGCCCGGAUCGCAGCGGCCCUGGUUCAGCCGCAUCGACCGCACCGUGCUCCUAGGAGCGCUGCCUCUGCGGGGAAAGAGCCGCCAGCUGGUAGAAGAGGAGAAUGUGCGAGGCAUAGUAACCAUGAAUGAAGAAUAUGAGACUCGCUUCCUCUGCUGCUCUCCUCAGGAGUGGGAGGCAAUGGGUGUAGAAUGCCUGCGCCUUAGCACAGUGGACCUAACUGGAGUCCCCUCACUGGAAAACCUACACAAAGGCGUCCAGUUUGUACUGAAGCAUCGUGAACGUGGAAAUAGUGUUUAUGUUCAUUGCAAAGCUGGCCGCUUUCGCAGUGCCACUAUGGUUGCAGCAUAUUUAAUUCAGUUGCACCAGUGGACCCCUCAAGAAGCAAUAGAAGCCAUUGGUCAGAUCCGGCCUCAUAUUAUCAUCCGCCAGAAACAGGUAGAGUUACUAGAGGACUUCCAUAGGAGUGUAAUUGGUGGAACUACUGCAGGACAGCAAGAACCACCAAAGACAGAGUAAGGCCUGGCAGGUGGACAGAAAAGCUCACUGGGGAUACAGCAAGGAGACCAAAAGCCACCACUGGAUACACAGGAUUCCACUAGGAAAUCAUCUGAUUACUAAUGUAUUGUUAAUUAGGAACAGGCUGUGAUUAUCUUUUCUACCAAUAAAUAAUCUUUGCACAGUGUUAGAACAA
Eublepharis macularius is the source of this 891-nucleotide messenger RNA. RefSeq names its product protein tyrosine phosphatase mitochondrial 1 (gene PTPMT1). The record is from RefSeq and is a predicted model, not a curated record. Gene Ontology annotation, biological process: protein dephosphorylation. Gene Ontology annotation, molecular function: phosphatidylinositol-4,5-bisphosphate 5-phosphatase activity; phosphatidylglycerophosphatase activity; protein tyrosine/serine/threonine phosphatase activity. The transcript is spliced from 4 exons. Bases 114 to 716 code for a protein of 200 amino acids. Lineage: Eukaryota; Metazoa; Chordata; Lepidosauria; Squamata; Eublepharidae.